This is a messenger RNA of Tauraco erythrolophus (red-crested turaco), 930 nucleotides long. The record is from RefSeq and is a predicted model, not a curated record. NCBI's taxonomy places the organism in Eukaryota, Metazoa, Chordata, Aves, Musophagiformes, Musophagidae.
AAAGCAUUUAAUUACUCCUCUCCUUGGAAGGGACAGCAACAGAUGUACAAGCUGGACAUAGGCUGGCCUAAAAUUCCAGAAUACUUCACUGGUCAAACAUUUUGUGUUGCUGUUGACUCGCUUCAUGGUUUGGUCUACGUGGGACAAAGGGGAGACAAUGUACCAAAGGUACUUGUAUUCUCAGAGGAAGGCUAUUUUCUUUACUCCUGGAAUAAUACAGUUGAAAUGCCUCAUGGUAUCUUUGUAUUGAACACAGCAACAGAUAGUUCAGUAUGGAUCACAGAUGUUGGAACAGGGAAAUACGGGCACACCGUGAAACAGUAUAGCCCUUCGGGUAAACUUAUGCAGAUUUUGGGCACGCCAGGUAAUGCUGGUUCAAGUUUGAUACCCCUACAGUUUGACCAGCCAGCAGACAUCUUUGUAGAGGAAAGUGGAGAUAUCUAUGUUGUGGAUGGAGAUGGAGGAAUGAAUAACAGAUUGCUCAAACUAUCCAACGAUUACAAUGAGAUAUGGCUGGCUGGAGCAAACGGGACCGGCAUUGGUCAGUUCAAGAUUCCUCACAGUGUAACAGUGGAUCCUUUUGGACGGGUAUGGGUUGCAGACAGAGACAACAAAAGAAUCCAAGUUUUUGAUAAAGUCACAGGGGAAUGGCUUGGGUCUUGGAGCGGAUGUUUUUCGGAAGACGGACCCUAUUCUGUAAGAUUUACUCCCAAUUACAAGUACCUGAUUGUAGCUCAGCUGAAUAUCAACCGGUUAGCAAUCUUGGCGGCACCACCAGUUGGCUCUAUUGGGGACUGUGUUAUGGUCAGCACAGUCCAACUGGCAGAUGAAACCAAACCACACCUUGUGGACAUAGACAUGAAGAGUGGAGCAGUCUAUGUCGCAGAGAUUGGAGCCCAGCAAGUACAAAAAUAUGUACCUUUAAGCUGA